UUUCCGCUCGGCCGAUUCUGGCGCAGGCGCAGUGCCUCGUGAGGCCGGGAUUUUCUCCUAUAUCUUGACGAGGAGGUUCCCGGGCCCUGUCGCAGGCCCUGAUUUGGGGGGCCCCACCCGAGCGAUGCCUCGGUAUUGCGCAGCGGUUUGCUGUAAGAACCGUCGGGGACGAAACAGCAAAGACCGGAAGCUGAGUUUUUAUCCGUUUCCUCUACAUGACAAAGAAAGACUUGAAAAAUGGUUAAAGAAUAUGAAACGAGAUUCAUGGGUACCCAGUAAAUACCAGUUCCUGUGUAGUGACCAUUUUACUCCUGACUCUCUUGACGUCAGAUGGGGUAUUCGAUAUUUGAAACAAACUGCAAUUCCAACAAUAUUUUCUUUGCCUGAAGACAAUCAGGAAAAAGACUCUUCAAAAAAAAAAUCUCAGAAGAAAAAAUUAGAUGAUGAGAAAGAAGUAUGCCUAAAAGCCAAGUCACAAGAAUCAUUUGCAUCAAAUGAGCUAAAGAAAAAUACGGUUAAUACAGAUAUUCUCCCUGAACACACAGAAUUACUUAAUUCAUCUACUUUGGUGAAGCUACCAGCUCCAAAACCAGAAGGUAUACAAAAUAACAUAUUAACUCUUAAUCUGGUUAAACAAGAUAUUAAAAAACCAGUAUCUACCUUGGAAACAUCAGUUACCCAAGACAUAGAUAUAGGUGGUUUUCACACAUCUUUUGAGAAUCUAAAUUCUACAACUAUUACUUUGACAACUUCAAAUUCAGAAGAUAUUCAGCCAUCUUUGGAAACCCAAGAAGUGUUUGAAAUAACUACAAAUCAUCUUGCUAACCCAAACUUUACAAAUAAUUCCAUGGAAAUUAAGUCAGCACAGGAAAGUCCAUUCUUAUUCAGCACAAUUACUAAAACAGUUGAAGAAUUAAAUGCAAAUAAAGAAUCUGUUAUUGCCAUUUUUGUACCCACAGAAAAUUCCAAACCAAUUAAUUCUUUUGUAUCUACUGAAAAAGAAACCGUGGAAAUGGGAGAUCUAGACCCUGAAGGCUCCUUAUAUAAGGAUAUAGACUAUGAGACAGAAGUCUUACAAAUUGAACAUUCUUACUGCAGACAAGAUAUCAAUAAGGAACAUCUCUGGCGGAAAGUCUCUAAACUACAUUCAAAAAUAACUCUUCUUGAGCUACAGGAACAACAAACUCUUGGAAGAUUGAAGUCUUUGGAAGCUCUUAUACGGCAGUUAAAACAGGAAAACUGGCUAUCUGAAGAAAAUGUCAAGAUUAUAGAAAACCAUUUCACAACAUAUGAAGUUACUAUGUUAUAGAGUGUAAAGAAGUUUUAACGCUAUGGCUUAUAUGAGCUUUUGCAGCCAAACCAAAUUACAUGUAAAGUGAACUUUUUCCUGUAUAAGUUCUCAUCUUAAGCUAAGAAAGUGUUCUAACAUUAAAAACUGCAUCCUGUUCUUGUAAUGUUCAUUUUUAAGAAAAACUAGAGAGUUCUUGGGCUGUAGAGAACAAAUUUCUCUACUUGGUAAUCUUCUCUCUACUUGGUAAUCUUCCAAAUUGAAGUAGAGUGAAUAAAUAAUAUGAUGCCUUAAAUCAGAGAACAUGAAUAUGGUGAAAGGAGCCCAAAAGACAAAUUAGGCUCAGGUAUCCGUCCUGAUUCUACCAUUGGCAUAUCACAUGGGCAGAUUACUAUUGAGCCUCAGUCAUAAUCUGUAAUCUGUAAAAUAAGGGCACUUACUAAAUCUAGUCUCUUUAGUUUCUUUUCUUUCUAUUAAGAUAACUUUCUUAAUAGAACAACUUUUUUAUAAGGUAAUAUAUAUAUACAUAAUACUAUAUGUUGGCUAGUAUUUGAUGUUAUUUACUGUUGGAUUAUCCUCAAAAUUGAAUUCUGUGAUGUUUGAUUGUUGACUACAGUUAUUUGUAAUAAUAAAGGAAAGUACUCCUUUUAUUAUUUAUUCCAGUUUAACUAAAAUAACCAUCCAUUAGCCCAGUUCAUGGGAGAGGUACUUGAAGCUUAAAACAAUAUGUUAUUUCAGUACCUUAUAUGUAGCUGACCAUCAUUAUACGUAGUCACUUAAUCUUAACAUUCUGUAUUUAAGGUUAUAAUUUGUAAACCAAAAGUUUUAAUGAGGUUAAUUUUUUAAAAAUCUAUAUAUUACUAUAUUUUAGAAAUCAGCUUUUGUCUAUUUAAUGUGUAGCUUUUUAAAAUGUGUGCUUUUGUUAUUUUUAAAAUUACAGAAUGAUAGAGUAGUACUUGAUAUUAUACAUGCCCACUUAUAUAUAUUUUAUUAAAAUUUAUAAGCAAGAAACUAUAGAUAAGUGGUAAUGUUCUUAGACAAGUAGAAAGGAAUGAUGGUGAUAUAAAUAAAAAUACUGCCUCUCUCCCUAUGAAUGUUUUAAAAUGUGAAAACAGACUUAGUUGGAACAACAGAAAUGUGAAAAAUAAUGAUCUUGGGGCGCCUGGGUGGCUCAGUGGGUUAAGCCGCUGCCUUCGGCUUGGGUCAUGAUCUCCGGGUCCUGGGAUCGAGUCCCGCAUCGGGCUCUCUGCCUAGCAGGGAGGCUGCUUCCCUCUCUCUCUGCCUGCUUCUCCGUCUACUUGUGAUUUCUCUCUGUCAAAUAAAUCUUAAAAAAAAAAAAGAUCUUCUAAAAUUAGCAGUUAAUAUAAUUAAAUGUUACUGAUAAUAUUAUUGAGCAAGUUCCUAUCAGCCUGAUUCAUACUUUUAUCAUCUUGUUUUAUAAAAAAUACUAUUAACUGUCUUGGAGGGUUUUGAGAAUUCUGUGAGUAACAUGUUUUUAGUUCUGGAAAAUAGGAGGUGCUCAAUAAAUAUUAGUUGACUACGUAGCAAAUAGUAUACUGAUUAUUUUGUAAAUUCAUGGUGAUUAUUUUUGGCCACACUUUAGUUUUUUCAAGCUAAUAAAAUUAAUUGGUAUUAUAUAUAAAUAAGUGCUAAAUACAAAUGUUGAUUUAAAGAUACCUUUGUUAUGUGACCAUGGGAGAAAAAACAAACCCUUAAAUUUUUGCAUAAAUUAUGUGCAGAUAAUUGGUAGAGUUAAUAAGAUGUUUUUAAGUAUUCCCAUGUUGCAUUUUACAGUACUUUUUUAAAAUAAAUAGUACAGAUGAAAAUAACCUUGGUAAGUCACUAUAAAAUAUGUUCCAAUUCUAUUUUUAAUUGUCUAGAUUGUGUUUUCUCUUAAAGGUUGUAGUUUACUCAGGAAUAAUUAAACUAGUUGUGUUUCUUCAAUCUUAAUAAAUUAUAAAUAUUUAAGAUGUUUACUUGGCUUGCCUAUAUUCAGUUCAGGAUGUUUCCAACCUGUUAAUUUCUAAAUAUAUUUGGGGGUUCUGCCCUACUUUAUUUCUUAGUUGGAUUAUUAUAGGGUCUCUUAACUAAUCCUUGCCAAUAUUUUUAGUCCCUUCCAUAUCAUUCUGUAUUCUGCAGUCAGCUUUUUACUUCAGCUCUAGAUCUAACUAUAUCAUCCACUCAUUACUUAACUUUCCCAACUCAGAAAUUGGAAAUUACUCUUGAAUACCUACAGAAUAAAGCCAAACUUGUUACCAUAUAUGAUCCUCUGUGAUGUGCUUCAUCCUGUGUUUUAGCCACAGUGGACUACUUAGUAUUUUAUGUAGCAUUUUUCAAACAUGCCAUGCAGGUGACUUUCUUUAUGCUUAUUUUAUAACCUAAAUUCAGCCAGUGAAUUGCAGCUUUGGUUGAAUUUUGUUUUUUUUUUCCAGUCAAAAUUGUUUCCUUUCUGCUCCUCCAGGGCUUUGUUUUAUAACAUUGUAACAGUGUUUGCCUUUAUACUUUUUUGUAUCAGAUAUCUAUGCCUGUUCUACUAGAUUGUAAGCUUUUUAAAGCAGGGUUUUCAUUAAUCACUAGUUUCUUUGACAAUAUAAUUUACUCAAUAAAUGUUUGGAUGAAUAUUUUGAA
Molecule: messenger RNA, 3916 nt
Organism: Mustela lutreola (European mink)
Lineage: Eukaryota; Metazoa; Chordata; Mammalia; Carnivora; Mustelidae
Gene: THAP5
Product: THAP domain containing 5
Exons: 3
Coding region: 125-1309 (394 amino acids)
Cellular component (GO): nucleus
Source: RefSeq, a predicted model, not a curated record